ACACCGCAUGUGUAGACUGCCAAGCUAAGGUUUUAUGAUAAGAACCGUUUUGGACAUUGCCGCACUAUCGGUUGUCCAGUCGCCAUCUUGCGCUCGCUAUACAACAGCUCUGACCAUGAAGUUUUUGAUAAUUGGUUCUCUGCUAAUCGGGCAGACGUUGGGCUUGCUGAAUUUGACUCAGAUCUCCUUCACCAAGCUAUCGAGUUGUGAAGAUAACAACGGCAAUGUACAAACGGGCAUGUUUCGGUACGGCGCGGCCAGAGCAGCUUUCCACGCGAGUAACAGGAUGUUGUACGUCAUAGGGCGUCCAGUGGCCAACAACAGAAAGGACGGAUGUCUUCGGAUCUACAAUGGCUUGAGCAGCAAUACGCCUACUCUCCAACUAAGCAUGCAAUUCGAAAACCCUCUAGACGGAGAACUACUGAGCAUUGCUGUCUGUGACACCAGAGUAGCGUUGUCCUUCGCAGGGGUCAACACUGUAUCCGAGGGUCACGUGCAAUUGUACCAUCCAUUCAGUCUCGGUGACGCCACGCUAAAUGAAAUGACAACCGGGCGCGUGGCUGUCGGCCCUUAUCCCAAACACAUGGCUUUCACUAGUGAUUGUGAAAAGCUAGUGGUGGCGAACGAGGGUAUUCCGGGUGUAAUUAACGACGUUCUAGUGGAUCCGGAUGGUGAGGUUUCCAUCGUUACUCGUGACGUAGGCGGAUUAACCACCGCAAAGGAGAUCCCAUUCACAAUCGUAAACGGAGCCAACACCAACACUUACAUAAACAGGGGCGUGCGAUACGUAUACCAAGGCGAACAAGGCUUUCCAAAUACUUUCUCUAACGACUUGGAGCCAGAGUUUGUAGCCAUAAGUUCGGACGACAGUAAAGCGUUUGUGGUGCUCCAGGAGAACAACGCCAUGGCAGUAAUCGACCUAGAAACGAACGAUGGAGCGUUGGUGGACAUAUACUCCUUUGGAGAGAGAGAUUGGCGAAAUUUCCAACUGGAUGCAUCGGACACGGACAAGGCGGCCAAUCACGGAUUCUACGACCUGUACAGUUUCCCCCAGCCACGGGUCAUGUUGGCUACCCAGCUGAACGGUCAAGAUUUUGUCAUCACCGCCAACACCGGAGCCCGUAAAUCAUUCAACCACGGCACAGCGGGCAGUUUCACCGAGGGCACGAGGCUGAGCACAUUAUGGAGAGACAAUGAUAUCAACAGAUUGAUGUUUUCUAAUGAGAUGGCUGCUGCUAUCCAAGACAACAAUAAGAUAGGGAGGCUGUAUGCUAGUGAAAAUGACGGCAAGGGUAAUACUGGCCUCAUCGAGAAGCUCUACUUCUACGGCACACGUGAUCUGGGUAUGUUCAUCGUGAACUCUACUGGGAUAGUACGACAGUUCACCACUGGAGAUGAGAUGGAGAGAAGCGCAGUCCAGUAUUACGGCCCCGUGUUCAACGGUGACACCACAAAUGGCAACCUACAGCCCAUCGCCGAGAUGGACACCCGUUCGGAUGACAUGGGUCCUGAGCCGAGAGCCUUAGCUGGCGGCCUAUUUGGCAACUCCGAUUUCCCGUUCGUAAUCGCCGGCACCCGGAAUGGCAUUUUAUAUACAUACACCUUGCGGACCGGAAAUCCUGCAUUAGAGAGUUUGUACCGAGCUGGGAAUAUGGAAGGCACUUGGAACAGUCUGUACAUUAACGACCAAACGGGCGAUAACGUAAUCAACGACAUGGGAACUAUCGAGAAAAAUAUCCUGACAACCAACCCUUUUAUCUACGUCGUAUCAGAGGCAUCCGGGUCAUUUUCUAUCUAUGAAGUUAAGGAAGUUUAAAAAGGACAUCGGCAUCAUUUCAAAUAAAAACUGUGAAAUUGUGCGAAAAUGACAAGUGUAAAUUAAAGAUGUUUUAAAAAGAA
Molecule: messenger RNA, 1899 nt
Organism: Mizuhopecten yessoensis (Yesso scallop)
Lineage: Eukaryota; Metazoa; Mollusca; Bivalvia; Pectinida; Pectinidae
Product: mesenchyme-specific cell surface glycoprotein-like
Exons: 11
Coding region: 35-1816 (593 amino acids)
Molecular function (GO): protein binding
Source: RefSeq, a predicted model, not a curated record